AUGAUGCUAAGUUGGGGAAUUUGUGUGGACGCAAAACCAGAGGUGUUUGUGUGGACGCAAAUGGUGAAGGAGAGAGGACAGUGUUCCACUUUCACCACCGACCCCUUCAUCUUCAAACUUCAUCUUCAUCUUCAUCUUCAACACUCUCUCUUCUCUCUUCCCAAACCCUCCUUUUCCCAUGGCUGAUUCCCUCUUUUCUACUCUUCCCGACGACAUUCUUCUCAACAUCUUCUUCAAGCUCGAAGACGAUCCCCGUAACUGGGCUCGAUUAGCUUGUGUUUCCACCAAAUUCUCCUCUACAAUCCGUAACAUCUGCUGGAAAACCAAGUGUUCCAACGCUAUCCCUUCUCUCGUUGCCGAUCUCCUCGUCGGCGACUCUAUUCCCGCCGGUGGAUGGGCUUCCCUUCAUAAGCUCGCUGUCUGUUGUCCUGGUCUCGUCCAUUCCGGUGUUCUUCUCGAGAAUUCUGAUUUUGGGCUCGAGCGCGAACUGGGUCCUGAUGAAAACUACAUGAAAUUGUGUUCAUCUCACAACCCAGAACCUGAAUCGGACCCUUCUACUGCUUUAUUUGAGGUUAAUUCUGAUCUCUCUGCUUCUGCUUCUGCUUCUGCUUCUGCUUCUGCUUCUGCUUCUGAUUGUGCUUGGUCUCUUUACGAUGAUUUGUAUCUCGAUACUAUGUAUAAUGAUUCUGAAGCCCCUGAUGUUCUCGACCCACAAAUUGGUGUUACUAAAGUGGAGAAAGGGGUUUUUAUGACGGAUAAGGAUUUUUGUGUUUCGAAGAGGAGAAAGAUCUGUAGGUCUAUGAGAUCACAUUUGGCAUCUGGGGUUUGGAAUUUAAGCAGGGAACAAGGAAAUAAACUUCUAAGGAGUCGAUUUCGAGGCGAUUCUCUUUAUAUUUGUGAUUGGCCUGGUUGUGUUCAUAUCGAAGAGAAGAGGAAUUACAUGCUUUUCAGAGGCAUUUUCAAGAAUUUCAAAGGAUCUCAUGUUUGGAGAACGAUAAAAGAUGGGAAUAGGAAGAAAAUUGAUCUGAAUUGUGCGUUUUGUUCUUGUAAAGAGACUUGGGAUUUGCAUUCUGCCUUCUGUUUGAGGCGGGUUUUUGGGUAUCAUGAUGAUGGAGAGCCAGUUGUUCGAGCUUAUGUAUGUGAGAAUGGCCAUGUCUCUGGAGCUUGGACAGAUCUACCAUUGUACACUUGAUUUCACUUGUGCUUUUGCUCUCAUUCCUCAUUCAAUUCCAUAAAGUACUCUACAAAGAAAUGGAGGGCAAUGUUUUGGUAGCUCUUAUGUCUAUAAUUUAAUGUCAUUUUAUUGUUCAACUUCUUUCCCUUUCUUGCCUGUUUCCAUGAAUUGGACACGAACUUCCAUUAAAACCAUUGUUAUAGGUUUCAUCUCUGAGUUCUGAUAUAGCUUUUAAGAGGCUUAUUCAUUUGAGUUGUACAUGUUUCAUUUAUCAGUAGCUGCUAAGGAAAGAUAGCAGCUGAGAUGUUAUGGAGUGAAGAUAUUUAGAGAAAAAUUGCAGUUUAAAGAUGAGGCAUAGCAUAGCUUCAAUCUUGGAGGAGUUCAAAUGAAGCAACACUUAGAGAUAAGUUGAAAAAAGAACCUUGCUAUUUUGUGCUUAUAAUCUUCUGUUUGUAUAUGAUGAAUUUGUUUGUUGUAGGGGAGCAUUGUUUCCCAAUCACUUAAUUUAAUGAAAGAAAUGCUAAAACGCUAUGUUCAUAGA
Molecule: messenger RNA, 1715 nt
Organism: Benincasa hispida (wax gourd)
Lineage: Eukaryota; Viridiplantae; Streptophyta; Magnoliopsida; Cucurbitales; Cucurbitaceae
Gene: EID1
Product: F-box family protein
Molecular function (GO): protein binding
Source: RefSeq, a predicted model, not a curated record